This is a messenger RNA of Chrysoperla carnea, 641 nucleotides long. Its product is annotated as cuticle protein 7-like. Lineage: Eukaryota; Metazoa; Arthropoda; Insecta; Neuroptera; Chrysopidae. The transcript is spliced from 2 exons. Bases 72 to 557 code for a protein of 161 amino acids. Gene Ontology annotation, cellular component: extracellular matrix. The record is from RefSeq and is a predicted model, not a curated record.
UAAUAUCACUUGAUAAAUAAACAUACGCGAAUUAUUAUCUAUAGGUAUCUAUAUAAGUGCAUGUUAUAGAAAUGGUGAACUAUAUUAAGAUUUGCGCUUUCGCAAUUUUCGUUGCUGUUGUAAAUGGAUUCCCACAAUAUCAUCCACAACAGUAUCAACAACAACAGUAUCAACCACAAUAUCAACCAGUGGCGGUAGCGUAUAAACAACCAGUGGCUGUAGCAUAUAAACAACCAGUUGCUGUAGCAUAUAAAAAACAACCAAUUGACGAUGGCCCUCAACAUGAUUACGCUUUUGAAUAUUCCGUAAAUAAUCCACAAAAACACGAUUAUCACGAUCGUAAAGAAGUGAAUGAAAAUGGUGUGAUUCGUGGGUAUUACAGUUUAAUUGAAGAUGAUGGUACACGACGUAUUGUACAUUAUACCGCUGAUAAAGUUAAUGGUUUCCAUGCAACAGUUGAAAAAGAAGGUGAACCAAUUCCUAAAGUAGCCGCACCAGUAGUAGUUAAGGCUGCAGCUCCAGCAUACGCAGCUGUUCCACAGUAUUAUCAACAUUAAUUAAAAAUAAUUUGUUUGUUUGUUGAACAUCAUUUUUUGUACGACAUUAUUAUUUAUUUGUCAUCUCAUUCUGUUUGUCAUUAA